Messenger RNA from Python bivittatus (Burmese python), 2309 nucleotides. The record is from RefSeq and is a predicted model, not a curated record. Lineage: Eukaryota; Metazoa; Chordata; Lepidosauria; Squamata; Pythonidae.
UUUUUAAAACAUUUGGCUAAGAAUUUUGUAGCCCUAACAAUUUUCGCAUGUCAUAUUUGAAAUGAACCUACAAAACAAAAUAUUAUAUUUAAAUCAAGGGUGGGCAACCAUGACUCUAGGGCAACAUGAAGUCUUUAGGCCAAUUUUAUAAGACAUUUGUAAGGGAUCAAGCGAGAUCCUUGAAAAAAAAAUCUACGUUUUCUCUGACAGUAAUUCAGAGAAAUUACUCUGAAUAUGGGUAGAAAAGAUGUGCUGAGAAGAAAAGUAGAUUUGGUGAGAAUUAGUGUCCUUAUCCACCUCUUGCUUCAGCCUUGUUUAUCAUUUCUAAGCAGCGUGGACCUCAAUAGAAAAGAUUGUGUUAAAUCAUGGUGUAGUAUGAUAUAGCUUCAUUUGAUUAUUAAGACUUAAUUGCAUCAAAAAUGUUCCAAAAUUAUGGUACUGAUCCUAGAAGGCCCUUAAUGAAAGGAGGUUUAAUAUUACCUAUUCUGCUUGUGAAAAGGUAAAAUACUAAAAGUUCAAAUCGUUGUGUGAAAUCUCACUCUCUAUCCUUAGCUAUUGAACAUGGCUCUGGAAGCCUUCUAGGGAAGAUAUCCCAGCCAAUUGGAAUGAGUCGUCGGGCAUUCAGUUAUGAUGAUGCCCUGGAGGAUACAGCACCAAUGACUCCUCCUCCUUCAAAUAUGACCUCCAAUAUCUUGUGGAAACAACCAGUCAUUCCAGAACACAAAUAUGAAAAGCUUUCCCAGGUUGAGGAAGGGGAGACUAGCAUGCAUUCCUCUGUCAAAAUUCCCUCAUCUUCCUCUGAGGUGAACAAGAUACCAGUAGUGAAGGCCAAAGCCACCCACAUCAUCAUGAAUUCUCUCAUUGCAAAACAAACCCAGGAGAGCAUUCAGCAAUUUGAACAGCAGGCAGGGCUAAGAGAUGCCGGAUACACUCCACACAAAGGCCUCACUGCAGAAGAAACAAAAUAUCAUCGUGUGGCUGAGUCAUUCCAUAAUUUGAAGAUGCAAAGUGGAGAGAUGGUUAAAGAAGAUAAACAGGCCUCUUCUGCCCAGUCCACACCAAGCAGCACUCCUCAUUCUUCUCCCAAGCGCUCAUACAGGGGCUGGUUUAGUCAUGGAACGUAUGCUUCUGUCACUGGUCCUGAUCGUGCUUCCAUGGAUUCCAACAGUGGUGAUGGUGAUAAAGUACCACCUGAAAAAUGGAGCAUUUUCGGACCUAGAGCUCUUCAGAGAUCUACCACUGAGUCAGGGGGCUUUACCAUUCAGACAUAUAAGGGUGCUCAGAAGCCAUCUCCAGUGGAACUGAUGCGUGUACAGACCACCAGGAUGUCAGAGGACUCUGCAGAUUUCAAGCCUCCCAAGAUGGAUAUUCCACAUAUGGAAGAAAAGAGGCGGUCUCCGCAUUCUCACAGUCUUAAACCCCGGGACUUGAAUGUGCUUGCUCCCUCUGGAUUUUAGGAGUAUUUCUACUUAAAUGGCGCAAUUAUGUUCUUGCUAUCUGAUAGGGUAGACUCCAUUCCAUUCAUGAACCCCUGAUAAAAAAAGACAACUCUAUGCCUUCUAGCUCAGAAUUAUAAAUGGUGAUGAAAUGAGGUCUGGGCAGCUUUCUGAAUUUAUUGCUUUUCCCCCUCUCAAAUGGCUCUCUGGGUACACUAUAAAUCAAAGUGAUCCUAUUAGUGAAAUUCUGACAACAAAUCCUGUGCUUCUUUAUACAGCUAUACUUCAAAAAGGAAACCUACAAAACUGUUGAAGCUGUUUUGAAUAUUUGCGCUCCCACUACUAGAUUUGAUGCUGAUGUUCAGACCAGAUUAUCAAUAGACACUGCAUUAUUUUUUAAUAUCUAAAUGUUUUUUUUUGAAGCUUGAAGGGAAUCCAGGAAAAAAAAAAAAGGAAAUGUUAUGGUUUGCUAAGGUGUUGUUCCUGGAGGAAUUAUUUUUCAAAUGCAGUCACUCUUGCUGUUUUCAUACAUAAAAGUUCCAUGUCUAAGAAAGUUUUAGAAUUAAGUAAGUUCCCCUUCUAGACCUGUGGCAUGAAAUAUGGUAUUGUUUAUGGUGGGUUUUGUUAUUGUUGUUGUUGAAAUCAAAUGAUUCAGCAUAAAGUUGAAUGUAGGCAAAUUUCUUCAUUCCUAAAGUAGCCAGACUCUUUUUUAAUAAGGGAAUCUAAGAACUGAAAUCCCUUGGAGUUUGAAAAUUGUAGCCAUGCUUUCUAUGAAAAGAAUGUGAAACAGAAUGUCAUAGAAAGUACAAUAGUCAUUCCUAUUUAGGCUUCUUUGGGAGGCAAAGGAAUCCAAAAUAAAAUUAUUUAAAAGAA